AUGGCAAGUAACUGGUCAAUUUGUGGUAUUUGUGAUUUUCGACAUGUCACCAAACCACCUGUGGUAUGGUGCGCAGAAUGCGAUGAAGGGCUUUGUGAUAACUGCAAAGAACACCACAGCAUUUCCAAAUCAUCACGUGAUCAUGACACCGUGCCUAUCGAUGAAUACCAAAACUUACCAACAGAGGUUCUCCAAGUUGCACAGUCUUGCAGAAAACAUAACCAAAAGUACCAAAUAUUCUGUAAAAAACAUGACUGUCCAUGCUGUAAGAAAUGUGUUGUCGAGGACCACAAUGACUGUAAAGAUAUUGUUGAUAUAGACGACGCCAUAAAAAACGUGAAAUCAUCAAAUGCUUUCAAUGAAAUUGAGCUAACCCUUUCUAAAAUGGUCAAGUAUAUUGAAAGAGUAAAGAAAGAUCGUGAAGAACAUUUACUUUCCAUAAAAGAACAGAAAGAACAAAUUGAGACCAAAAUAUUACAGGCAAGGCAGGCAAUAAACAAUCAUCUUGAUUUACUUCAACAGUCGAUAACUGAUACGCUGAGUUUAACCAUUGAAAAGGAAAAUAAAAAUGUUCUUCAUUUCCUGGAAUUAGUUGAAAAAACUGAUAAAGAAAUCAAAGACUUUCAAUCCAACCAUUUGAAAAUAAAAGAACAUGCUUCUGAACUGCAGACGUUUCUUAUUUUAAAACAAAUGGAACACGACAUAGUUACAACGAAAGAAUAUAUACAAUCUAUUAACAAAAGCGGAAGUCUGAACCAUCAUCAUUUUUCUUUAAAGAUCGACACAACUUUAGAGAAGUUAAAGAUCAAUGUUAAAGUAUUUGGAAAAAUUGUUAAUGACACGAGACCAAGUGAUAUUCCCUUUGUAAUGCAUGACGAUAAACAAGCCCAGCUGAUAAUUCCUGUAACAGCCAAGUCUAUAGAUGACUUAACACUCACGUUGGUCCAGUCCAUCACUACGUACAGUGGAAAUGUUACAGGUUGCACUAUGCUCCCAGGUGGUAGAAUGGUGUUUAACUGUUACAGUUAUCCGGCAGGUUAUCUUACUGUAAUUAAACCUGACGGUAUGAAAGAUUUCAAAAUUAAAACCGGAGUUGCUUUUGAUGUUGUAUAUCUUAAAGAUGAUAUUAUAGCUGUAACCACUGGUAGGUUCUCAGAUAAUAUUAAACUGAUAGAUACAAAAUUUAAGAAUGUCAAGAAAACAAUUAAUGUUGGCUCCAGAAAUGAUGGCAUGGCACUAAAAGAUAAAGAUUUGAUAUAUUGUGGAAGAGACAAAGGGUUGAAGAAAAUCAGUUUGGAUGAUGAUUCCGUUAGUACAAUAACGAACUCAAAACUAAGUGAAUUGUCGCACGUAGCAACAUUCAGUGACCAUUUUAUAUAUACAGACUGUCAAACGAACACAAUUACAUGCACUAAUCAGCAAGGACAAGUAAACUGGAUAUUUAAGGAUGAAAGUAUACUGAAGUAUCCAUUUGCUAUAUCUGUAGACAAUGACGGUAAUGUGUAUGUUGUAGGGCGUGAUUCUAGCAAUGUGGUAGUUAUCUCCCCUGAUGGACAACGGCAUAGACAAAUAUUACAUGUAUCGUCAAUGGUAGAUCUCCAAAAGCCGUCUGCAUUGCAUUAUGACCUAGUAACUAACAAGUUGUUAAUAGCGAAUUCGCUAAACAAGGCAUUUUUGUUUAGUGUGACAUCAUAA
Messenger RNA from Mytilus trossulus (common blue mussel), 1695 nucleotides. RefSeq lists its product as uncharacterized. The coding region runs from base 1 to 1695 and encodes 564 amino acids. Gene Ontology annotation, molecular function: zinc ion binding. NCBI's taxonomy places the organism in Eukaryota, Metazoa, Mollusca, Bivalvia, Mytilida, Mytilidae. The transcript has a single exon. The record is from RefSeq and is a predicted model, not a curated record.